AUGGGCCGGCGCCCCCCUCAGCCGCCGCCGCCGCCGCCGCCUCGGCCCGCCGGCCAUGUCCCCCGGCCGCCGCCGCCGCCGCCGCCCGAGCGCGGCGCUCCCGCAGCCCGCAGCUCGCUGAGCGCGGGCCCGUGCUGCCGCUCGCCCGCCCCGGGGCCCCCUUGUUCUCCGCGCCGCCGCCGCCGCCAUGUUGGGUUUAGAGCCGCAGCGGAGCCGCCGCCGCCGCCGCGGGUGAGGGAGGCCGAGAGCGGAGCCCGCCCCGCCUCGGAGCCCGGCCUCUCCCCGCCAGCCGCCUUCCCGGCCCGCCGUGCGAGCCCGCCCGCGAGCGAGCUAGCAAGCUCCGGGCCCCGGCUGCGCCUUCCGCUCCCUGCGCGAGCGAGCGAGCGAGCCCGCCGCCGCGGGGUCGGCCACUGCCUGCGGCGGAGCCCACGAGCGUCAGCGCCAUGGCGGAGCAGACCUACUCGUGGGUGUUGCCUCCCAUGUUGGAAGAAACCCCCAAAUGCAGAAGACUCACACAGGCCUUGGUUCAGAGGAGGCCUCUGGCCACGAAACAGUGCUGUGCCAAAUGAAAAUUCCAAUGAAGAUUGCUAUCGAGUCAUAAUGGAGGUGGUAUCCAUUGAUGAGGGAGAAGACCCAAAAAAUUACAUUGUUAAGGUAGCCUCUGCAGCAAAUGAGAAAUUUCCCCCAAAUGACAUGGUGGAGUUCAUUUAUGGAGAAAGCAUGGGUCAGGAGGCCCCAUCAAAAGCCAUGGAGGAUUCAAGAGGAUCCAUAAUUGGUUGGACAUGGAGCAAAGAUUAUGAUUCAAGCUGUGACGAGGAAGAGCCUCCAGGCCACAUCAUCACCAUCAUGGCCAUGGUCCACAGAGAAAACAUAGAAAGUGAUUCAGAGGAUGAGAAGGAGGAAAAAAGGACAAGAAAUCUGCAAACCACAUAAGACACCUGGGAGAGCAGAGAUUUUGGCCCUGAGGCACAGGAGAGAUGAUACCUGCAGUGCACAGCAGCUGAAAUUAACCUGUAAGACUCGGAGCAGGAGCUUGUUUUUCGUUUCCAAAGACAUAACUGUCUAUAUUGUAUGGAAUUUGCAGACUUAUAUGUUCUUUGUUUAAUAAUUUUAAUAUUAGUAAUUCAUGGUAAAUUUUUAUAUUAAAUUAUAUUUACUUGGUAACAGUUGCUUUUUAAAUUCAUUCUGUAAAAUAAAACACACUUGGGAAGAGAGGUGGGAGGGAAAGUGAGGGAGAAGUGGAAUUGCACGGAAGAUGGAAGGAGACCCUCAUCGUUAUACAGAAUACAUGUAUGAUGAUGUGAGGGAAAAAAAGAAGUGUGUCACAUUAGAUUGGGUAGAGAGAACUGAUGGGAGGGGAGGGGAGGGGAAGGAGGGAAAGGAAGGUCAGCAGAAUAAAAUAGACAUUAGUAUUGCUGUAUGUAUAUACAUGACUGCAUGACCAAUGUGAUUCUGCAACCUGUACACUCAGAAAAAUGAGAAAUUAUACCCCAUCUUAUUAAAAAAUAUGAUAUGUCAAGAUCAUUGUACUGUCAUGUUUAACUAAUUAAAACAAAUUUUAAAAACA
Messenger RNA from Marmota monax (woodchuck), 1567 nucleotides. RefSeq lists its product as uncharacterized. The transcript has 10 exons. NCBI's taxonomy places the organism in Eukaryota, Metazoa, Chordata, Mammalia, Rodentia, Sciuridae. Bases 1 to 933 code for a protein of 310 amino acids. The record is from RefSeq and is a predicted model, not a curated record.